CUGGUCUUGUCUAAGCACACUGUAGCACCCACGCGCUGGACGGGCGCCGCUUAAGAUGGCAGCUUCUGUACGCCGGCUCAACCACGUUGCUUUUCAAAUUGCGCGGGGAGACCGGUUACCAAGCACAUUAACCGACAGAUUUAAGUUUGACUUGUUCGCAUCGAGGAUGACGGACUCCGUCAGACAGCUGGCGUUUAGAAAGGGCGCUGCGGUGUUUUUGGUGAACGAGCUACAGCGCGCCGUGCCCCCGGUGCCCGAUGGAACAGAAAACCUCCCCGAUCUUUUGUACGAUGCUCCGGUGCCACACGCGGUGAAUACAGCAUGCAACGCUUGCUUCGAAGUGGACAACGUAGAGGGGUCGUGUAAGCGGCUCCAGGAAAACGGCUGUCACGUGUUGGUGCCCCCUUUAGAGGUAGAAGAUCAGCGGGGAAAGGUGGUGUAUUGCGUGGUAAAGUCAAUCGUGGGUAACGUGCGCCAUACACUCCUCGAUCGCACUCGGUACACCGGUGACUUUCUGCCAGGCUUUCAGAGCAUUUCAAGUGAAGAGACUAAGAAGGAGGAUUCGGCAGGCACUUUUUUCGACCAUAUUACUUAUGCAUCUCCGAGGAAGAGUACGGGACAGGUGCUCCGCUGGUACGAGAAAAAUUUUGACUUCAAGAGAUUUCUCAUUAACAGACAUGAUAGUGCAGAUGAUGGCUUUGUCAUCAAUGGAGAUGGCAUGGGUCUUCGACUGACUGCCAUGCAAUACUGGCAAUGCAGCAAAGUCAGUCUGACUCUUCCAUCUGUUGAAAAGGAUGAACCUGACUGCAAAUUUGUCGUUGCAGAAUCCUUACCAGAGCAAGGUAAAAACCAAGUUGACACAUUUUUAGAACAUCAUCAGGGGGCUGGCAUACAACAUAUUGCCCUGUACACCAAUGAUAUUCUUUGCACAUCUAGAAUUCUCAUGGAAUCUGGAGUCCAGUUUGUGUCUCCACCACCUACUUACUAUAGUCAGUUUGAGAAAGCACAAGAGAUUCAGACGGCAGGGUAUGAUCCUCGUCUGCUCUCCAAGUUUGGAAUUCUUUUAGACACCGAAGAGGAACAUGCAAAAAAUGUGUUUCAUGUCGGAAGUCAAAAUGUGAAGGAUACACAAAGGCAUCUUCUGCAGAUCUUCACCAAGCCCAUCUUCCCUGAAAACACUUUUUUCUUGGAGCUUAUUCAACGGAGAGGAGCAUCUGGCUUUGGAGAAGGAAAUAUCCGUGCUCUGUGGAGGUCGGUGCAGGCUUACAUGGAUUCUCGGGAGUUAGCUGAACACUCAAGAUGAAGGUGUGGGCGAGCAGCAUAGCUGUAGUAUGUGCCUCUUGUAUACAUUAUUUUCAAGAGAAUACGGUAAAACACAUCACAGUGAGUUGUAAUCCGUAAUUAGUGAUAUUUUGCUUUAUGACUUCUUGUGUUUUUUUUAUCACGUACUGUACAUUUAUGGAUUUUGUGAGUAUAAUGCUGUGGUAGAAGCAACAUUAAGCAAAAUUUCAACUGGGAAA
Erpetoichthys calabaricus (reedfish) is the source of this 1520-nucleotide messenger RNA. It is a transcript of the gene hpdl, whose product is annotated as 4-hydroxyphenylpyruvate dioxygenase-like. The record is from RefSeq and is a predicted model, not a curated record. Gene Ontology annotation, molecular function: 4-hydroxyphenylpyruvate dioxygenase activity. Gene Ontology annotation, biological process: aromatic amino acid metabolic process. Lineage: Eukaryota; Metazoa; Chordata; Cladistia; Polypteriformes; Polypteridae. The transcript is spliced from 5 exons. Bases 56 to 1303 code for a protein of 415 amino acids.